ACUACUAUUGUUUAUGUAAACAACCGCCUUGAGACGACUGGUUGAUAUGUCAUUAUUUUGUUUCGAUUCGUAGCCUGUUGGAUAUGAGUCCUGAAUUCAAGUUUAGUGAUAGUAUGCACCCUUCAAUUUUACUCUAUAAUUUUGAGGAAUUUCGAAUUGAAGGUAUUCUGUGCGAUGUGACGCUGACCGUAGGUCCAGAGGAAAUUAGAGCUCAUAAAGUGGUAUUAGCAGCUGCAUCACCGUUCUUCAGGUUAGAAUAGUAUGGUUACCAUGAAAACCUUUCUCCAAAUUUCGAAAUUUCGACCUUUUAUUGUUAGAACGUGUUUUUGGCACUUUUUUUAAAAGUAAUUCUGAAGGGGCACCACUUUUCCGUUUAAAUAAAAAUUCCAUAAUACUUUUAUUUUACAUUCUGGCAUGUUUUCGAAUCAUUAUUUAAGCGGGCGUUGUUAUACUUCAAGCAGUUAAACAGUAAUUGACAAUAACAAAUACAUCACAAUAUUGUGAGAAUGGUUGGUUAGUAUUUAGCCCACAAACAAUGGAGAGUUCUACACUUGUCUAAAGUUAAAUAUGGAAGAGAGUGAUGCAGUCGUAAGUGUGAUCUUUUCUGAGAACUAAUUUGUGAUACAAGAUGGAUCACAGUCAUUCCACUAGAAUAACAAUCUGGUUGAUGUUCAUUUCAGACAUGAAAGAAGCAAGACAAGAAAAAGUCUCUCUUUCUGAAAUUGAAUCCAAGGUUUUGAAAUCUAUUAUAACGUACAUUUAUACAUCAGAAAUAUUGGUGACUGAGGACAACGUGUAUGCGCUGAUGGAGGGCGCAGACUUCCUGCAGCUCCCGGAGCUGCUGUUCGCGUGCCAGCGCUACCUGCUGGCUGCACUCAGUCCCGCCAACUGCCUGUCGGUGUGCGUGCGCGCCAGGCUGCGCCACGCCCACGACCUGGCGCGGGAGGCCUUCCAGCACGCCCUCGACAACUUCCACAAGGUGGUGAAGGAGGAGGAGUUUGUGCACGCGCCACCAGACCUCCUACUGGACGUGCUGUCUGCACGCACCGUGCACGUCUCCGACGAGGGGCAGCUGCUGGAGAGCGUGGUGAGCUGGACCUGUCACGACGAGGGGGAGAGGGCUCAGCACCUGGGACAGCUUCUGGGCGUGUUGAGGCUACACCAAGUACCCUCGGCAGUGUUGCUGGUGUACAGGACUCUGCCUGGUCUCGGCACCAAGGUGGCAGAUGUGCUGCGCGAGGCAGUUGACGAGGCCCUGGCAAUGUGCUCACUAGAGGAGCGCCAGGAGCAGGCUGCUGAUGCUGUAUGCUCCCGGAGGCUCCUCAAGAGGCAGAGAUUCUUCUCCGAGCAAGAGGUGAUACUGGGUGUUGGUGGGCAGAGCAACGGCGUGGCGGUGGGCAGCGUGGAGUGCUUCACGCUGGGCUACGACACGUGGCGUUGCAUCGUCCCGAAGGUGAUCCACGAGUCGGGCUCGCUGGCAGACAGCGCGGUGGUGGCUGCCAUGAGCUGCCCGCGCCUCUACGCAGCCGUCGCCAGUGCUGACAACCACGUGUACGUGGCGGGUGGUAGUAACCAGGGCCGUGCACUGCAGUCGGUGGAGUGCUACAGCGCAGAGUCCUACACCUGGCGGCAGUUGGCAAGCCUGCCUGCGGCCGUGGAGGGAGCGGGAGCCGUGUUCGUGGACGGCUGUUUGCAUGUCGCGGGCGGAAUGGGGCCGUCAGGCGUUCACACCACUGUCUGGAAGUUUGAGGCUGCGCCCAUUGGUCACGGAGCGUGGAGAGAUGCCGUCCCCAUGUCGACGCACCGCGCACAUCACGGAGUUGUGUGUGUCACUGGAGUCAUGUACGCCAUAGGGGGAGUGGGUGGCAGUUCCGCUACAGACACAGAGGUGCUGCGGACGGCGGAGCGAUACAACCCUGUGAUUGGCCGCUGGCAGGCAGUGGCCCCCAUGCUCCAGGCUAGGAGCAAGUUUGGCUGUGUCGCCAUGGACGAGUACAUAUACGUGAUGGGCGGCUGUGUACAGGCUCGCUGCCUCAAGACCGUGGAGAGGUACAACACACUGACCAACGAGUGGACGCCCCUGACCACCAUGAGCUUCCCGCGCAGCGACUUCGGGGCGACGGUGUGCUCCAGGCGGGUGUACUGCCUGGGGGGCCACGACAGCAUCCACCAGCUCAACACCGUGGAGAAGUACAACCCGCGCACGGACCGCUGGCACUGCGUCAGCUCCAUGCAAGUGCGUCGGCUGGGGCUGUGCGCGGCCACCGUGCGCGUGCCCGUGGUCGGGAACGACCCCAUCUAGUCCGUCCGGCGCUUCUGGCCCGUCUGCGUUUCAUUAUUCAGUCUCGGUGACGUGUGCUGUCAUUGUAGCACCAGACAAUUUGUUCAUGAUUAUUUAUGUUAUUAUUUCAAUACCAAGAACAAAGAAAAAACUACUUUCCGCACAGUGUUAGCGCAUGUGAAAAUAUGGUAUAGGUGAUAAAUAGGCAUUUUCCAUUGCUUGUUGUUUCGGCAAAAAUAUUUCUCAUGGUUGUAUGAAAGAGGCUAGUGUGACAUGUGCAAGAAACAUGUUAAUUAUUUGAAAGAUCAAGAACAGAAUAAAAUAUUAUUAAGUAAUUUACUAACUCAAAAAGAAUGAAAAA
Molecule: messenger RNA, 2642 nt
Organism: Bacillus rossius redtenbacheri
Lineage: Eukaryota; Metazoa; Arthropoda; Insecta; Phasmatodea; Bacillidae
Product: kelch-like protein 20
Exons: 9
Coding region: 629-2302 (557 amino acids)
Molecular function (GO): protein binding
Source: RefSeq, a predicted model, not a curated record